Molecule: messenger RNA, 3332 nt
Organism: Eleginops maclovinus (Patagonian blennie)
Lineage: Eukaryota; Metazoa; Chordata; Actinopteri; Perciformes; Eleginopidae
Gene: cldnd1b
Product: claudin domain containing 1b
Exons: 5
Coding region: 402-1154 (250 amino acids)
Cellular component (GO): membrane
Source: RefSeq, a predicted model, not a curated record
GUACUUAACACUCGUGUUGCCAACUGCUAGCGAAACCAAAAAAAAAGAAGAAAGGAAACUAACAUAAAAUAAGAGGGCGGAGGCCUGUUGAAAAUGUAAAGAGCGACGAAUAAACGCCAAUAUUCGACAGUUGUUUCCAGUGGUGAGGAUUUGAACGCCUCUGUCUGGGACAUUACUCAAAAUGCUUCCCAGUAGCAACAUUAUUAAAUAAAGUAUCAUGUUGAGAUACUUUUUGCUAUUACUACCUGACAAUAGUUAACAGACAUGCCGUGGUGCCUUAAUACCAAGCGGAAAUAUCAGUUUUGAAGAUUAAACAGUGGAAGACACACUGUAUGUGCAUAUAUUUCUUUAAACCAAUCCUAGUUUGUUCUUGUAAACACCAGCUCAAAACGACCUAGAUCAUGGUAGACAAUCGCUAUGCCACAGCUCUGGUGAUCGGCUCGGUGCUGAGCCUGCUGGCCACAGUGUACCUCUCUGUGGCUGUGGGCACUCAGCACUGGUACCAGUACAGCUGUCCACCGGGUAAACGUGGAGGGAUCAACGCCACCGAGCUCAGGGAGGAGUUCAUCAAUGGAGAGUUUGAUGAGAAAACCUUUAGCGAAACCAUGUUCCUCCUGAACGGCACCCUGGGACUGUGGUGGAGGUGCAUACUGGUACCCAGCCAGUCGCACUGGUUCAAAGAGCCAGAUCCGAAGAUGGAAAGGCAGUGUGUGAGCAUCAGUCUUCCUCAGCAGUUCAGUCCAAAGUACAAAAUCCACGGAAGCAAUAGCAGUGAAGAAGAUCUGCUGAGAACAUACUUAUGGAGGUGCCAGUUUCUCCUACCCUUGGUGUCUCUGGCUUUGGUGUUCCUUGGCAGCCUUGUUGGGGUCUGUGCCUGCCUGUGCCGCAGCUUCACCCCCACCUUGGGUGUGGGAGUGCUCCAUCUGCUCGCAGGUCUGUGCACUCUGGGAACCGUCUGCUGUUUCCUGGCGGGCGUGGAUUUGCUCCAGCAGUAUUACCCUCCACCAGAAGGGGUGGUUGGCUCGUUGGGCUGGUCCCUCUACCUCGGCCUCAUCUCCUUCCCCCUGCAGAUGAUGGCAGCUGCUUUGUUUCUGUGGGCAGCCAGGAGUCACCGCAAAAACUACACCCGCAUGACGGCUUACAGGGUAGCCUAAAGAGACACUGCUACAACAUCUUACCUAAAUCAGACUACUGGUCUGAGGACUUUCGUAAAAAAAGAUCUGUACUGGUUGUCAUUUCCUCUGUAACAAUCUUUGAAUAGAAAAAAAACGUAACAUGAUAUCCUAGAUCUAGGCAGGAAUACACCUAACCAUUUUUGCAGCUAAUCAUAAGUGCUUAUAAUAAGGUUUUAUACCUUCAGGUGUUAUUUCACCUUUUGUUUUCUCACAUCUGUUACCUACAGUGGGGCAAAAAAGUAUUUAGUCAGCCACCAAUUGUGCAAGUUCUCCCAUUUAAAAAGAUGAGAGGCCUGUAAUUUUUAUCAUAGGUAUACCUCAACUAUGAGAGACAAAUUUUUAAAGACUUUAUUGGUAAAUUCCUCGGUAAAAUAAGUAUUUGGUCACCUACAAACAAGCAAGAUUUCUGGCUCUCACAGACCUGUAACUUCUUCUUGAAGAGGCUCCUCUGUCCUCCACUCGUUACCUGUAUUAAUGGCACCUUUUUGAACUCGUUAUCAGUAUAAAAGACACCUGUCCACAACCUAAAACAGUCAUACUCCAAACUCCACUAUGGCCAAGACCAAAGAGCUGUCAAAGGAGACCAGAGACAAAAUUGUAGACCUGCACCAGACUGGGAAAACUGAAUCUGCAAUAGGUAAGCAGCUUGGUGUGAAGAAAUCAACUGUGGGAGCAAUUAUUAGAAAAUGGAAGACAUACAAGACCACUGCUAAUCUCCCUCGAUCUGGGGCUCCACGCAAGAUCUCACCCCGCAGCCAGGGCAACAAAGGAGUGGCUUCGUAAGAAGCAUUUCAAGGUCCUGGAGUGGCCUAGCCAGUCUCCAGAUCUCAACCCCAUAGAAAAUCUUUGGAGGGAGUUGAAAGUCCGUGUUGCCCAGCGACAGCCCCAAAACAUCACUGCUUUAGAGGAGAUCUGCAUGGAGGAAUGGACCAAAAUACCAGCAACAGUGUGUGAAAACCUUGUGAAGACUUACAGAAAACGUUGGACCUCUGUCAUUGCCAACGAAGGGUAUAUAACAAAGUAUUGAGAUGAACUUUUGUUAUUGACCAAAUACUUAUUUUCCACAGUAAUUGAACAUUAAUUCAUUAAAAAUCCUACAAUGUGAUUACAGGCCUCUCUCAUCUUUUUAAAUGGGAGAACUUGCACAAUUGGUGGCUGACUAAAUACUUUUUUGCCCCACUGUCUAUCUUAGCCAAAGCAUGUUCUUUAGCGUAUUUUAACAGAUAUUGUGGGUCAUUUGUUUAAUCUCGUGUUAACUCUGUUGGUGUGCUGUAUUUUAAUGCCUUCUUUUGGUUUGCCAUUGUUUCUAAAGCUGCUCACCACAUUGCCCUUAAAUCAGCAAUAGAUAGAUUUUAAACCUGUCUUUAUCUAAGCCAGGUUAGCUUUCUUUAUUAGUGCAUGACAAAUAUUAUAAAAGCCUAUUUUUAUGAUUUCUUUUUUUGUGAGGUUUUAUCUUUGCAUGCCUUUUUUUAAAGCUGACAUUUCUGAUUUCAGCCUGUGGUAAGUGUUGACUAAAUGUCACUAAAUGUCACUCACUAAAACUGUAACCACUCAUCUCCCAUUAGCACCUGUGUUUAUAGAUUAAAUCUCUAUUAACACGGUCAAUUGGAAUGUUAAAAUACUGAGUUGAUUUGACGCCACUUUCGCAAACUUGAUACCUCUUUGUAAUUGUAAAUUCUGAUGUUAAGCCCCAAAAUUCUUCUACUGCCAUUUUACAUUUGUCAAGCUCGAAAUGUUUUACAAGUCGUGGUUGCAGUCGGUUGUCUGUUCCUUUCUAGAGCUCCAUUUGUUCAGUUACUUACCUGACUGGUUUGAAAGCCAAAUAUUGCAUCAGUUAAAGCCUUUUUAAAUACUGGUCAGUGAUACUUCAGAGCAAAUAGACGGGUAUUUCAAACAACAGUUGAAAUUGCAAAAUCACUUGCAAGUGCGAAUCCUCAAAAACCAUACACUCGACAUUUGUCUGGAAAGUGAAAGAUUUGUCACUUUGUUGUGUGAGCAAUACAACAAAUUUCUUUGUAAGAAGUUGUGAUGUUUUCGUGUCACAAUGUCUUGUUGUACGUCUGAUGUUUAACACAGGCUUUUGUAAAUGUUUUUAUGUAUCUGAAGCACACUGUUCCUGUUUCUCUAUUGAUAAAUAUGACAUUUGUUGACUUCUGA